Molecule: messenger RNA, 951 nt
Organism: Aegilops tauschii subsp. strangulata
Lineage: Eukaryota; Viridiplantae; Streptophyta; Magnoliopsida; Poales; Poaceae
Source: RefSeq, a predicted model, not a curated record
CGUCUCGAGCCACACCACCAGACAUCGCGUCAACCAGCUCGCCCCAGCCGCCGCCCACCCAACGUUCACGUGACCGGGUCCAUUACCCACCACCCAGACUAGGCCACGGGCCCCACGCGGCAGUGUCAUCGCUACUUCCCCACCACCACCGACGUUACGUCUCCUCCCGCGGCCGCGCGCGAGGCCGACACCCACGGAUGAUCAGCCGCCUCCCCGCUAUAAACCGCCCGUGCAGCCCACGUCUUCCGCGUCUACCCAGCUUGCAACCUAGAAAUCUCCGGCGCAUCCCCAACCCUCUCGAGAAGCGAUCGAUCGCCCGCUGUGCGCGCCAUGUCGUCGCUCGCCGUCGGCAGCGGGCCGGAGAGUGAGCUGUACUGGCUCGGGGGCCUCUUCACGGCCGCGGAGCUGGCCGCCGCCGACCUGCUGCUAAAGCUACGCGGUGACGAGGAGGAGGAGGAGGCGGCGGCGUCCACCGACACGUCAUCAUACUCGCGGCGGUUCCCGAGCUCCCGCCGCGAGGACCUCGCCGUGGUCGACGAGGAGUCGAAGGAGGACCGCGCCUUCGAGGACGCCGCGACGGCGUCUGUGGCCACGCCGUUCUCCUCGAGGCGGUCUGCGAGCUCGUGUUGCCAGGUCUCCGUGGAGGCCGAGGAGGAGCCUCGGCCGAUCAUAAAGGAGACGGCGCCGUCGCUGGGGUCGAUGGAGCUGGACAGGAGGGCGAGGAAGAGGUACCGCCUGCUGGCUGAGCUGUACGCCGCCACGGCCCCGGUGACAUCAUCCUCCGCCUCCGCGAAGAAGAAGAUACGGAAGGUACACGGCCACGACGGCGCCGGCACCGUCGAGUCGUCGGUGGACCAGGCGACGAGGAACGGCGAGGACUAGUAGCACAGAAGGGCUUCUAUGUAAUUACACCGUGAUCUUAGCGUUGUUUCGCCUACUCAGCUAUACUUA